Messenger RNA from Oldenlandia corymbosa var. corymbosa, 2590 nucleotides. The record is from the annotation of a GenBank genome assembly. Lineage: Eukaryota; Viridiplantae; Streptophyta; Magnoliopsida; Gentianales; Rubiaceae.
CUGAAAUUAUUGCUGCUACUAAUUCCAUUCGAAUCGGAUAUGUCUCUUAAUUAAGAAAAAGGAAAGAGAGAGCGCGUGCAACGUCUGCUCGCUCCCACUUUGGAACAGUGAAUCCAUGUAUGCCACACAUAGGAUCUCGGCUGAACAUUAAAAUAACAUUGUUCACAAGAAGUUAGUCUUAAUGUAGUCAAAAACUCAAAACCGACCUUUAUUGCUUACUACCAAAAUUCCUCGAAAGAGAAAAAAAUUCUGCUACCAUCCCUCUCAAAGACAGCUGCUUUCCUCCAUCCUCAUCAACCCUCACUUUGAUGAUCUCUCCAACUCUUUGAGCUUCAUUCUCAUGUCCAAGCUUCAAUCUUUGUUCAAUUAUGUUAAACUUCUAUUAACAUCAGCUUUCUGAAACAUUACACGUGUUCCAGUUUCAGGAGUAAUUCUUCUGCAUAAAACUGCUUUUGGUUGGAAUUUCUGGAGGGACAUCAAACAGGAGUAAAGCAUUUGUUGUGUGGUCAGUGGUGUUUCGUUUUACUCGAUAUAUAUAAGAAAAGAAGAUGCAGAGGGUUCGAGUCUCCUCCCACCAAGCUCCAGUGCAUAAGCUAGGAGAUACUCAAAUGACUCUGUCACCAAAGUUUAGGGUAGCUACAAAGCAGUCAGCUCUGUUAGAUCCUUCUCUAGACAAUGAAUUAUGCCUCAGGGGUGAAUCUCUAAUUCCGGGACUUCCUGAUGAUGUUGCUCUGCACUGUCUUCUUCGAGUUCCAGUCGAUAAUCAUAAAGCAUGUAGGGCUGUUUGUAAACGUUGGCACUCGCUGUUUGGAAGUAAAGAGCGUUUCUUUACAUGUAGAAAUGAGCUGGGAUUUUCUGAUCCUUGGCUUUUUGUGUUUGCCUUUCACAAAUGCACAGGAAAGAUUCAAUGGCAAGUCCUUGAUCUCACUCACUUUGCUUGGCAUACAAUCCCCACCAUGCCUUGUAAGGACAAAGUCUGCCCUCAUGGAUUUAGGUGUGUCUCGAUUCCCUGGAAAGGUGUGCUCUUUGUGUGUGGCGGAGUGGUGUCUGAUGUGGAUUGCCCUCUUAAUUUAGUACUGAAGUAUGAGGUGAGGAAAAAUCGUUGGACAGUAAUGAAAAAGAUGAUCACUGCGAGGUCAUUUUUUGCGAGUGGAGUAAUUGAUGGGAUGAUUUAUGUGGCUGGAGGGAAUAGUGCGGAUCUUUUUGAACUUAAUUCUGCCGAAGUCUUGGAUCCUAUCCAAGGUUCUUGGCGUCCGGUUGCAAGCAUGGGAACUAACAUGGCGUCAUACGACACUGCAGUUCUAAACGGGAAGCUUCUAGUUACCGAAGGCUGGUUUUGGCCCUUUUAUGUCGUGCCUCGGGGUCAGGUAUAUGAUCCAGACACUGACCAUUGGGAGAAUAUGGCCAUUGGACUCCGAGAAGGCUGGACUGGGUCAAGUGUAGUGAUCGAUGGGCACUUGUUUGUGGUUUCGGAACAUGAAAGGACAAAGCUUAAGGUGUAUGACACGAAAAGUGAUUCUUGGGAGUUUGUUGAAGGACCUGCUUUGCCAGAGCAGAUAUGCAAACCAUUUUCUGUCAACUGCUGUGAUUCGAGAAUAUUCAUUGUUGGUCGUGAUCUUCAUGUUGCUGUUGGUUUUAUCUUCAGGAAGUAUACAGGAAACACCUCCGCGGAAAAGAACUACAGCUUUUCAGUUCGAUGGAAAGUGGUAGAGGCACCUCAACAUCUGACUGACUUGACACCUUCGAGUGCACAGAUUCUGUUUGCUUAGCUCUAAAGGGUGUUCAACUUUGUAGUGUAACUUGUGAAAUUUGUGUGUAAAAGAAUUUAGGUUUAUCGUGCAUAAUCUUGUGUGACUUCUACAGCAUGUCUUGACGGUACUCAAAACCUGCUAGAAAUGGUGCUGCAUAAGGCAGAUCAUAAACGAGCUGGUUUCUUCUUCAAUGUAUUUGUAUUGUAUGUUUAACAUACAAAAAAGGAUAAUUUCUAACACUUUAGUAUUCACGGUUUGAAAGCUACAAUUGUUGAAAUUCUGACAAUCUGAAUAUGAAGUUUUUUAUGUGUUGUUGAAAAUUCGAAUGAGGAACUGGCCUCAGAAAGUAAAAGACAUGGUUGAAUUGGCAAAAGGCCCAUUUACAUUUUAGGUGCAAUCUGGCAAUUUGUUGGGCCAUCAACAGGCCCAUAUAUAAAACAUUGUCAUCUUUGAUUGACAGUAUGUUAAUAGGAGGAACCUCCUAAUACUGCCAAUAGAUUACUUAAUUCUCAUAUAACCAUCAACUGAAAACAAGCUUAUUAUUUUGAGAAUUUUGGUAAAACAAUGAAGAACAAAGUAGAAUCAGAGCUUCUAUAUGAGAAGGCUUGUGGUAGCAAAGCAAGAUUCUUGCAGGCAAUUUGGAAGACGAUCUCUGGUAUUGCUGAAGUUAUCGUUGAUUCGGUGCUUUGAUGCAGAUCAACAAAGGGAAAUGGUUUUUUGGGUCUUCAGAUUUGGUCAAAGUAGCUAUUUUACCGUAAAAGGUCUUUAUCAUUUGUUAUGUGCUAGGAAAUGAUGUAACUUUAGGCUUUUAGCCUCCACAAUAUAUAUAUAAAAAAAAA